UGCAAAUCGACCUACACACAUUUGACAGUCAACAGUAACCAACCUCAGUACCUCAAGGGAGCGAUAGAGUUUCCUUCAAAUGUCAGAACCAUUAAACUGGAUGUGUUAUAAUUAAGAGUAACCAACCUGACCAAUCCCUGACUUCAUUUCCUGCUCAUCAUUCACACCUUCAAGCUCCAAGCAUUCUUUACAAUUUUUGAAUGGACAAUAGCUUUCUGCAAAGCUUUAUCCCCUAUCCUGUACCUCCCAGCUUCUAUCAGCUGUCCAUUCUGAUCUUAACUCCAACAUUAUUAACAUACUCUGCCAGAUCCCUUUCUGAUGGUGCACCUCUUACCAUGCUCAAAGCAUAGUGUCACCUCUACAUUAGAAAAACAGACUGGCAUAGAUUGAUGUUGUUGGAUGAAUCUAAUGCAGCCUCUCCCUCCAUUAACUUCCUUUGUUUGUGUUCUUGAUCUGAUUAUUUUGAGUUUAAUCAUCUAAGAGGACUUAAAUGUCCUUUCAAAAUAAGCCACUGCCUCUCUUUAACUUAUCUGGAUCUCUAAAGCUGCAAAUCAAAUAUGUGGUCCACGUUCAUCGUGCAGGAUGAAGAGAUAAGGACAGGGACUGUACCUGCUGGGGUGCACCAAGGUUCGGGUGGUUUGGAAGGGCUUAUGGGAUCCAGGAGCGAUGGGCGCAAACGCCGACUUAGAACGUUGUCCAGUUCUGGCAACGGCAUUAGCGAAAGCCAAGAGGGAAAGAUUAAGCUGACUUUUUUCAUGGCUGUGACUGGCAUCAUGCUUACUGUGCUAGGGGUGGGCACAGAGUUUUGGGUGGAGCUCACACCAUCAAAGAGCUUCUACAACAACCAGACUUGCCUUGCAGCACAUUACGGUUUGUGGAAAUGUUGCACCAAGACCUUCUGGGUGUCAGAUAUUGACCCAAAGCAGGAAAGCUGUGGGCCUCUGGAUUUACAAGGAGAAUCCAAUUGCACCUUCUUCAAGUUCUACACCACUGGAGAAAACAUUGUCCUAUUUCAGAAAACGCCAGAGAAGGAUCUGACUGUAGCAUCGGCCAUGUUUGCUAUCUUUAGUCUUUCCCUGAUGGUGAUGGGGGCCAUCUGCAUCAUCAUGGCAGUAAGCAAAGGUGUGCAGUUCUUCUUGAAGCCAGCCUGUGUUUGCUUCAUACUAUCAGGUGUCUUAAUCUUCAUCUGUCUCAUUGUCUUCCACCAAUCAGUGCUUUCGUUCCUGGCAAGUGACCAAUCCAUACCUCUACACCAUAAAAUGUCGUGGUCAGUGACAUGUUUAGGUUGUGCUGGGGCUCUUGUUGUUGUUGCAGGGGCCUUGUUCUUGGUCCUUGCUCUGCCUUACAGUCCUUGGGAAAAAUGCCUUCCUAAAAACAACAGUGACAUCUAGUGGUGUGGAAGAUGAAAAGCACUUUGCACUCUAUCCUAUUAAUACUGUGGAACAGAUAACAGGACUACUUCUCCACUGAUGAACAAAAUACUGUUCCAUAUAUAUAGGAUUAGUUAUGUUGCAGUUAUGUACAAUAUUUUGCUUUUGUUUGAGGGUUGGAUAAAUGUAAUAAGAAUAGCAGUGAGUUUGCACUGGAGAGUAUGGUGUAAGAAAUAUAACAGGACGUGGGCCAGGCAUUUCGGCAGAUUACACAUAAUAUUAGGAUGGAAUAUUUCAGAUCAUCAAGCCUUAAAUAUUAAUACCUAUAAGUAUGUAACCUGUUGUGUAAUGGUUCUUAGAUUAUAUUGGACAUUUGUUUAACUUUUCCCAAGAAACAUUGCACAGUUUAACUUGAUGCUGUACUACCCUCAUAUAGUUAGAAACCCGUAUGACAUGGAACACAAAAGGAGAGAUUGGGAAGAAUGACAAUCUCAGUCACAAUUCACAUUCAAUUUAAGGGUAAAAAAAAAAAAAGCUUGAAAUUGAAUGGUAACUAAGACUAACAUGCUCUCCUAUUGUGUUCUAUUAAAGAAAUAAAGUCAGGUUUGGAACAACAGGAGGUGAUCAAAUGAUAAAAUCUAAAUGUUUGGAUGAAUUAAUCUGAAUUAAUCUAAUUUAUUUAUGCUUUUAUGUGCCAAUGAAAAGCCUUUAUUGUUGGUUUUAACCAGCCUUCUUCAUCUGGAGAUGGUUCAGUUGAUGACAGCAAUGAGAUGAACUGAAAUCAAAAGUAUUAAUUAAAGCCACAUUAUCUGUGGAUUCUUUUGUCCAUUGUGGACACUGACACUGAUGCUGAUCUAGCAUCAGUUGUCAAAAGCCUGAAUGCAAUUAGUGAAAUGGUAAAUCACAAUAAUGAGAAACUUUCAUUGUUUGCCUGCCACUUAUGCAUGACAGAAAGAGCUUUCCUACUGAGUAGGGUUGGAUUCUGCAACAAUUCAAAGUAUGAAUGUGCCAUUUCAAAUUCAAACUUUGGUGGAAGAUGGUAUGCAUUUUAUUUCAUACACUGAAUGCAGUACAAAAAUUGUAUAUAUUUAUAAAACAAAAUAUAUAUCAUAAUAUAUAUAAUAUUGGUUUAGCAAAGAGUAUAGACAAAGAUUUUAGAAGCAGGUGCAUGAGACAUUUUUAUGGGGUACAUAUUAGACAGGAUGAAUGUAGAAUUUUUAUUCUAUGGAAGAUUUUUGCAAGCAGCUAUUCAGUUCCCCUUCUGUCACUCACUCGACGUUGUGUCGAUGUAGUGACACUAGAUGUAGUGACACUAGGGUUCGACUCUUGAGAGCCCCAAAACACCUCAAUCUUUGAGACAAGGCCAAUGAGAAUUGGCGAGUGAAAUUUGCAUGCCACUCCCCCAGACAUACUGAUAUAAAAGUAGCUGGAAUACCCACUUGCAUUCAUAUUUUUUCUUCAGAGCCGAGCGGUUGUGUAUCAGUGAGCUGAAUCCCACUGCUGUUCCAUUCACCUCUGAAGGAAGCAUAUACUUUUGGAUAUAAGGCACUUAGUGCAGAUUACGCCCCUGGGUGCUUCAACAGCGCUACUAAAAGAGUAAAUAUUUCUGAAAUGAUUAUUUCUGAUAGCAUGCCUCACAAGCGAGCGUGUGCAGUGACGUCGCUUGGGUUCCCGGGAAUCCUCCCACUGCCCGCUCUGGUAUUUCCUGAUGGGACCACCCCAUGGGACAGACGUGCUGGCACACAGCUGGCCCCGGGGGCUGUGCAAAUACACAUUCACCCAGUGAGCCUAUUUGCACAGAUCUUGUGCAAGGACAGGGAGGAUGAGGAACAAUUCACCCUUGUGGCCCUAUACUGGCCCACCCAGACUUGGCUCUCGGACCUCACGUUUCUCAUGACAGAACCUCCCUGGCAAUUUCCCCUGAGAAAGGACCUUCUUUCAGGGCACAAUCUAGCACCCGUGCCCAGACCUCUGGAAACUGCACGUCUGGCACUUGGAAUGGAUGCAGAAGAUCUAUUUGGCCUACCACUAUUUGAUUGUGUGGUAGACACAAUCACUCAGACCAGAGCUCAAGCUACGAGGCAGCUUUAUGCCCUGAAGUAGCUUUUGUUCACGAGGUUGUGUUCUUCCCAAGCCGAAGACCCCCAGAUAUACACAGUUGGGUCAGUGCUUUCCUUCCUGCAGGAGAGGUGAAGGUUUAUGUGGCCGCCAUAGCGCCCCACCAGGACACAGUGGAUGGUAGGUCCAUAGGGAAGCAUGACCUGAUCAUCAGGUACCUCAGAGGCGCCCAGAGGCUGAAUCCACCUAGGUCACGUCUUUUCCCCUCAUGGACUUCAGAGAGCACCGUUUGAGCCACUAGAGUCAGUCUCUCCUUGAAGAUGGCCCUCCUGAUUAUGCUCACCUCCAUCAAGAGGGUUAGGACCUGCAAGCAUUAUCUGUCAGCGACACUUGCCAGGAGUUCGGUCUGGCAGAUUCUCACAUGAUCCUGAGACCCCGCCUGGGCUAUGUGCCCAAGAAUCCCACAACCCUCUUCAGGGAUCAGGUGGUGAGCCUGCAAACGCUACCCCAGGAGGAGGCAGACCCAGCCCUGUCAUUGCUGUGUCUGGUGCGUGCUUUGCGCAUCUACUUGGAUUGCAUGCAGAGCUUUAGAAGCUCUGAGCAGCUCUUUGUCUGCUUCAGUGGACAGUGGAAAGGGAAUGCUGUCUCCAAACAGAGGCUUGCCCACUGGAUUGUGGAUGCCAUUGCUUUGGCAUACCAGGCCCUGGCCAUGCCUGCCGGUUUGGGAAAACAAGCACACUCUACAAGGAGUGUGGCAUCCUCGUGGGUUCUGGCCAAUGGCACAGAUCGUCCUGUGUUUUGUCAGGUACGAACAGGUAAGUUCGGUAAUACGGAACAGCUGGCUGGGUGUAUCCCUUGCUUAUAGCGUCUUUCCCUUCCAUGAGGUGAAGAUGUCUGCUGCUUCUCCCAUGCGAGUUCACGAACCUGUGAACCCUGGAUGUCCUUCCUCCCUAGCCCUGUGGGUUGCAAAUUUGGUGGAGAAAUUCACAGCCGGACCCACUAUGGGGUCUAAUAUGCCCUGUACUGUGAUAGGUGCUCCACAAGUCCGGUUACUCCGGUAACCCCUGUGAUGAAUUUUCCGCAGUAGGGUCUCCCUGUCGGCAGACCCGCGUCUCUCUUGGGCAGAGCUUUCUCUGCCCCUGUAGCUGUGUUAGUAGAGCUCCUCUCCUUCGAGACAGGACCUACCACCGCGCCUCUUCCAUGUGCGGCAGAUGAGCCCACGUGUCGUAUUUCCACAUGCUACCUCCCCUUCAGGCAGGAUUUUACCUCCGCGGGGUCUUUACCCCCUGAAAGAAUAGGAAAGGAAAAUAAAACCUUCCCCGAAUAAGACAUCUAGUGUCACUAAAUCGACGCAAUUUCAAGUGAGUGACAGAAGGGGAAUGUCUCGGUUACUGUCGUAACCUCCGUUCCAUGAUCGAGGGAAGGAGACGUUGUGUAGGGACACAAUGCUGUACUAACCGCUGAAAUGGCUGGGACCUUGUCUCGGCUCCUCAGCACAAAACCUGAAUGAGAGUGGGCAUUACAGCUCCUGUUAUACCCGUAUGUCCGUGGCAUGCAAAUUCACUCGCCAAUUCUCAUUGCCCUUUUCUCAAUGAUUGAGGUGUUUUGGGGCUCUCAAGAGCGAAACCUAAUGUCACUACAUCUAGUGUCACUACAUUGACACAACGUCUCCAUCAGGGAACGGCGGUUACGACAGUAACGAGACGUUUACUUUAAUGCUUAUUUGUAGUUUAUAUAAUAAUAAAAUUAUAUGCAUCUAAAGCAAACUUACACAUAUAAUUUACGCACAAUAACAAAUAAGCUGUUUUCAGUAAAAUCAGGCAAAUUGUUACAUUAAUUCCUAAAUGAGAUAAAUAAAAUACACUUUUUGCAUCUUCUGGUUCUAUAUUAUUUGUAUUAUUAGCAGUCCUGGUUUUGGUUCACAGGUUCCUAUGAAAGUUUGCAGUCACCUUUGUUUUGGUCUCAAGUGUAGUUUUUUUUAUUAACAUUUGUUGUGACUUUCAAUGUCUUACUGUACAUAAAUAUACCUUUUUUCAAGAAAAUGCAAUUAUUUGGAUACUGAAUGUGAUAGUAAUGCACAUUAAUAACAAAUAAAGAGUGA
Molecule: messenger RNA, 5529 nt
Organism: Xyrauchen texanus (razorback sucker)
Lineage: Eukaryota; Metazoa; Chordata; Actinopteri; Cypriniformes; Catostomidae
Product: voltage-dependent calcium channel gamma-6 subunit-like
Exons: 6
Coding region: 558-1391 (277 amino acids)
Biological process (GO): regulation of calcium ion transmembrane transport via high voltage-gated calcium channel
Cellular component (GO): L-type voltage-gated calcium channel complex; membrane
Molecular function (GO): calcium channel regulator activity
Source: RefSeq, a predicted model, not a curated record